AUGAUAAAAGAUUCAGAACGAUUUGCUGAAGAGGAUAAAAAAGUUAAAUAUCGUGUUGAUGCUAAAAAUGAACUUGAAUCAUAUGUAUAUUCAUUAAAAAUCGAAAUAGCUGAUAAAGAUAAAUCCGGGGGUAAAUUAUCAUCGGAAGAAAAAUUCACAAUUGAAAAAGAAAUUGAUGAAAAAAUCAAAUGGCUCGAUGAAAAUCAAGCAACUGCUCAAGUCAAUGACUUUGAAACACAAAAGAAAAUCAUUGAAAAUGUCGUUACACCAAUUAUGGCGAAACUUUAUCCAGAACAACAAUCACUACCUAGCAGUGAUAUUCCAGCAACUGGUGAUGAAGCAAAUAAAUGUGAAUUGUAA
Messenger RNA from Adineta steineri, 360 nucleotides. NCBI's taxonomy places the organism in Eukaryota, Metazoa, Rotifera, Eurotatoria, Adinetida, Adinetidae. The record is from the annotation of a GenBank genome assembly.